Molecule: messenger RNA, 4907 nt
Organism: Salmo salar (Atlantic salmon)
Lineage: Eukaryota; Metazoa; Chordata; Actinopteri; Salmoniformes; Salmonidae
Product: zinc finger and BTB domain-containing protein 48
Molecular function (GO): protein binding
Source: RefSeq, a predicted model, not a curated record
UGAUCAUUUCAAAAUAAUAUUUAAAUUAUAUCUUUAAUAAUGUGAAUAGGGGUUGGUUCUCUGCCCACUUAAUUUUAUGGAUAAGGAAUAUUCGAUGAAAGAUAAACAAAUUAACAAUGAAAGUUAAAAAAGGGUCCAUAUCAUUUGGAUCAAAAUAAAACAAUAUCAGAUUCAGAUUAACAUUAAUAGUCAUUUCUUUUCAAAUAAAAUCUUCUAACUCACUCCAAAUUUUUCUGACAUAAGAAGUACUAGGCUACCUGUUCACACGCUGGUCAACAAAAGUUGCAUACCAAGCAGUACCUCUCCAUUGAUUCUCAGAAAGAUGCUCGACGGCCCCCUAUAGCUAACAAAUGCAAAUCAGGUUGACACAUUGCUUUAUUGUUAACUAACGUAACGGUUCCACCAUGUGAAGCAGCCAGUCGCCAUCUGAUUAAAGUUACAUUAUUUGGCUAACCGGCAUCCCACCAUAAACACCGGCGGCUACAGCGUUCGCUUCCAAUUUAACUGCAAAACGACCUUGCUAUCUACCUCAUAUUAGUUAAGAUACUUAAAAUAGGGAUCAUUUGUGACAAUAACCAGCAACGCAAUCUGGAGACAAAAUAUUUAUUGUAGCUCAGACUACUAAACAGUCAAAACAAAAAUGUAAAGUCUUUACCACAGCCACAAAGUCAUAAUUAUGGCUAAACCCCGCCUAUUUCUCUUUUUGAAAUAUAAUCAUAACCUUAACCACACUGCUAACAGUAUGCCUAACCGUACCCGUACGAAGACCAAAAAGCUAUUUUUUGUUUUCAUACAUUUUUACGGCCAUUUUGACUUUGUUACUGUGGUAACUAGGGAUAUUGCUAAAAUAUAAUGAACCUUCAAGGAGUUCACGCAUGCUCAGCUGUUCACGUAGGGUGCGUUCGUAUAUUCGCUCUGGCUAUUUAUUCCAAUUUCAGAGUAACUGAUGAAUAUACGAACGCUCAACACCCGUAGAAUAUGGCCGGUGUCAGUAAACGUCGGCAAAAAAAACGUUAUUAAAUGGUUGCUAGGAGCACAGUUACAGACACCAACGCUCUGGAUAACAUGAAAACAGCCUAACCAUCUCUGCUAGGGCGAGUAAUGUAAAAUGGUCAGAUUUAAGUGUUCUUUAAUUUGUGUCUGGAAGUAGCUAGCUUGGGUGCUUGACUGCUGUUGUGUGGUCAGAACGCUCGAAUCAACUCUACUCCUCAGCCAGAGCGUUCAGUGUAGCUCCGAGAGCGAAACGCUCUGAAUUUACGAAAGGACAAUCUGACAACGCUCUGAAUUUACGAACGCACAGAGCGCACUCUGAGUGCCCUCCAGAUUGAAUUUACGAACACACCCGUAGCUAGCCGCUAGUGGAGUAGACAGACAGCUGACCAUGCAUCCACAAAACUGAACAUAAACUCGAGAAUUAUACAGUCAAACCCAAACUAAUGCAAUUCUAUAGCUAUACGAUCGUAUGAUUUAAACGUGAUGUUUACAUACUAAGUUACACACUAUUUCAUUUCAAUUUCACAGCACGACGCUAGCCUAAACGUCACAUCCGGUCCUUACCGCCUGGCCAGGACAAAAACAAAAGCAAUUCAUGUUCCUGAGACGUUAGUCAAAAUAACUUUUUAUAAAUUAUAUUAUAUUCACUGCACCAUUCCGACAACUGAUAGCAGUGAUACGAAUGUCAGCAUCCUGCAAAGGUGAGGGUGACUCGCAUCUCUGUUUCUGCUGGACAGAUGAGUUUAGGGAGCGUCUGUAUAAUGUCUGAAACGUCAAGCUGCAUAACACUGAAUACAGUGUCCCUUGCGAGCAGCAAUCUAUUGUCAAGGGUGAGAAAUGCAUACAAAGGUGAGUAGCAACCAUGCCCAACGGGUUUUGUCCUUUCUGAAUGAGCAGAGGAGUCUGAGCUCGUUCUGUGAUGCCAAACUGACUGUAGGAGGAGGUGCAAGGGUGUACAAUGCCCAUCGCAAUAUCCUGGCCUGUUUCAGUGGGCGGUUCCAGGAGUCCGAGCCAACCACCACCAUGGUUAAGGAGGUCUCCCUCCCAGAGGAGUUCCCCACUGAUGGCCUGGAACUGCUUCUAGACUUUAUCUAUACCGGGGAGUUAAACCUUGACUCUCUGAAUCUGGAGAAUGUGCGACAGGCUGCAGACAGCCUAUGUGUACCAGAUGCGCUCGCACUUUGUCAGCAGUUUGCCACAGAAGGGACAGUUUCUCCAGAAGGACUGCAGUCUGCAUGUCUUCUGAGCCAUCAUUUUCAGCCAAUCUCAGCUGUAACUUAUGUGGAAACCAAGGCCACCCUAAAAAGAGGGAGGCCCCCUAAAAAAAGAGGGAGGCCCAAAAAAUCCGAAACCCCUAGUAGCGGCUCAAGUAAGAAGGAUCGUCUGGAACCUACCGCCACUACAACUGCCAUCACAACUCGCUCUGGGAGUAGGGUGAAGGCCUCCAGAAGACCGCUUGGAGAGGGCCCCGGGGUGCAUCUCCUGCCCCAUGGGGGGACCACUAGCAGGGGGACUCCACCACUAGCUAUUAGCCUAAAGGAUAGGAGUGAUGGGGCUGAGGAGGAGGGACAAAGCCUCCCUCAGCCUACAGAUCCAUCAGAGGUAACAGAUGUGUUCGGCAGCCUUGUACCAGAUUUGAGCAACAAAGCUAAUUCUCAUCUGCAGCCUCUUGAUGAAGAAGACUAUGAUGAUGAUGAUGGCGGUGGUGGUGAUUUGGUGGAGGGGGUAGCUGAGGACACUGAUGAAGAGUAUGUGCCCCAUGCCCUGCCGCCUACCUCCUCCACCCACAAAGGCAGACGUAAAGGACCAACCAAAGCUGUCAAUAAAGAGAACGGUGAACGGGCAGCCAAGGGGUCUACAAAGGGCUCUGUUCAGUGCCCCACCUGCAAUAAGACCUUCCUCAGCAAGUAUUACCUCAAAGUACACAACAGGUGUCAUACAGGUGAGAAGCCCUUUCCAUGCUCUAAGUGUGGGAGGAGGUACUACAGGAAGGAGAAUCUGAUGGACCACCAGGCCAGAAACUGCAACUGUGGUGAAAAAAUAAAAGCGGUACACAACUGCCUUCAAUGCCACAUGUCAUUUGACAGAUUGGGGGAUCUACGUCUGCACACGGUCUCUCAUACAGGGGAAAUGCCCAAUAAGUGUACGUCAUGCUCGGAACAGUUCAUGCAUAAAAAAGAUUUAAGAAGUCACGAAAUCAAAAUCCACGGUGCACCCAAACCACAUGCAUGCUCUCUGUGCAGCAAAGCAUACCUGUCUAAAACAGAGCUGCGUCUGCAUGAGGCGUCCAAGCAUCGCGGCGAGAAGCUUUUUGUGUGUGAGGAGUGUGACCAUCGAGCCUCCAGCCGACACGGCCUGCAGAUGCAUAUCAAAGCCAUUCACAGAAACGAGCGCCCAUUUGUGUGUGAGUACUGCAACCGUGCAUUCACCCAGAAGGCUAACCUUAACAUGCACUUGCGGGUUCACACUGGAGAGAAGCCCCAUCAGUGCCACCUCUGUGGGAAGACCUUCCGGACACAAGCCAGUCUUGACAAGCACCACCGCACCCACACGGGAGAGCGACCUUACAGCUGUGAGUUCUGUAACCAGCGCUUCACAGAGAAGGGACCAAUGCUCCGCCAUGUUGCCAGCAAGCACCAGGAGGACCGCCCUCACUGUUGCAAGAUAUGUGGCAAGACCUUCAAGGCCGUCGAGCAGCUCCACGUCCAUGUGCGUCGCCAUCAGGGCAUGAGGAAGUUUGAGUGCGAAAAGUGUGGCUACAAGUUUACCAGACAGGCUCACUUACGGCGUCAUGUUCAGGUCCACACCCGUACAGAGAACUACAAUCCACGGGAGAGAAAGCUACGGAACCUGAUAGUAAAGGACGUGGGGUUGCAGGAUGAGACUAGCCCCUCACAGAUACCACCCACUGAGGAGACACCCGAGGGGCCAGCGCCUGUCUCUGGACCCAGUGUCCCAGUCUCUGUUCCUGUCUCUGGACCUAUACCUGGACCUGGAACUGUACUAGGAGCCAGUGACAUCCUCAGGGUGGUGAUCCAGCCCCUUACGGAGGAGGUGGUGUCCAGCCAAGGGCAGAUGGAGGUGGGUUUUAACCAGGACCAAGUGGGCUUUACCCAGGUUGGGGUGGCACAGGGACAUGGACAGGUGGAUGUGAUGUCCAUCAGCCAGGGUUUGGGUGUGGUGGGGCAUAGCUUCAAUGUGACAGAUGUGAUGGAGCAGACUCUCCUGGUCGCAGAUUACCCCAUCCCUGAGACCACGGUGGAGCUGGAGGACAUACAGGAGGAUCCUCCUGCUAAGAGCAAGGCCUGAGGACUAAGAGCAAGGCCUGAGGACUAAGAGCAAGGCCUGAGGACUAAGAGCAAGGCCUGAGGACUAAGAGCAAGGCCUGAGGACUAAGAGCAAGGCCUGAGGACUAAGAGCAAGGCCUGAGGACUAAGAGCAAGGCCUGAGGACAGGACAGACCGGUUCGUAUCUCACACUGCUAGACAUUCUCAUUGGAGAAGCCUAGAGCAACUUGAGUACUGCAAGACUUCAAUAACUCCCACAGUGUGGCUACUCGCUCUGCUCUGCAGUCGAAGCAUUCAUUUAAUUUCAGUCAUUAUUGUAACCAUGUUUUCUGUCUAAAUUACUGUACAGAAGAACUGGUUCCCACUCAGCCCAGUAGAUGAUGAACCCCUCAAGACAUUCCCCUACUCUGUGGACAUCAUAUUCAUUUUGCCUGUGCAUUGGGUCUGACAAUGUAAUAUAAGUUGGCUUAGGUUUUAUGAAGUUUGUUGUGUGUUUACACAAUUUGAUGAGAUAAGUCAAUAGGGCAGGUUGUGAGAAGUGAAUGUAAAUCAAUGGGAUUGUCUUGCAUCAUCAAGUCAAACGGUAAAUGGAAUAAAGUGGCAGUCCUGCCUGCAGUUUUAUUGUAA